Messenger RNA from Paramecium sonneborni, 2553 nucleotides. The record is from the annotation of a GenBank genome assembly. NCBI's taxonomy places the organism in Eukaryota, Ciliophora, Oligohymenophorea, Peniculida, Parameciidae.
AUGUAGUCCUCUCAUCCCUCUCCAGUUGACAAAGAUAAAAAAAUUAAAAUCAUGGAUGAAUUAAUUAAGACAAAUUAAAAACAUAUUGAUCAUUUAAAGCAAACCAUUACACAAUUAAAAAAAGUAUUAAUAGAAAUAUUUACAAUCUAGCAAUUAUAAUUUGAAUAGAAGAGAAACUUAGAUCUAGAAAAGGAUAAUACAACCUUAAAGGAUUAGAUUAAAAAGCUUCUUUCAAAGCCUACGUUACAUUCCCAAUUCACAUAAACAUCACAUGAAAUUCAUCGAAGAGAUUCUAAGCAAUAAUCUAUAAAAGAAGAUCAUCAACCUUUCAGUGCCUCAAAAAAUACCCAAAAAUCUGAAAUUGAUUAGACUUAGCCUAAAUAACAAAUAAUUAAUCAAGUUUCUCCUUUAAAGCAAGAAAUCAAGAAAAUCCCAAAACUAGAUCUUAAAAUAGAUGUUAAUUCAGCUCUUUAAAGACAAUAGAGCGGACCUAUUAGUAGUGUCAAAAAAUCUUAAACUUAUUUACAUGGUUUAACCAACAUUAAAUUGAUUGAUGCCAUUAAGGAAAGAAUUCCAGAGAAAUCUAAUAGGAUUGUAAUAUAAUGAUUUAUAAAUUUUAGGUUUAAGCUACUGGAGAUAGGAAUAGUUAAAUGAGAAAGUCUUUGAUGUUCAAUUUUUAGAAUAAUAAAUCAACUAUUAUUGAUUGUGAAAAUUCAGAAGAUUAAGAUAUUCACAAAAGUAGAAAUUCUGAUGGAAAAAAAUAAUAGUUUAUUGAAUCUAUUGAAGAAUAUAGAAUGGAAACUAUGGAAGUAUCUGCCUUAUAAUAGCCUGCCUAUAAUUUGUAUGAAAAAUUUUAUAUCAUGGGUUGUGAGAAGAAGGAAUUUUUAGAAUUUGAUAAUGAUCCAAAUAUUAAAGAAGGUAUUCUACCUGCUAAUAUUUUAUUUAAAAGUGACUCGACAAAAACGUAAACUUCAUUCACUUUAUUAGACCUAUUUAUGAAGAGAUUAUUAAUGGUUUUGUUUAUCCAUUUGGAAAUCAAGUUGAAAAAAUCAAAGUUAAUGAUUCAUUUAGAAAAUUAAAAGAGUAUCUAAAAUUCAUUAUUUCAGAAUCAUGUAUUCAGGUAAUAAAUACGAAUUAUUGGACAAAUUUUCCUUAUUUACCAUUAAAAAUCAAGAAAAUACUGAUGAUUUCUCAGAGCAUAUAAAUUAAUAAUUAUUGAUUUAAGCAAACCCUGAAAAACUGCUCUAUGGUAUUUGUCUCUCUGUUUAUGAUUUUAUUGAAACUACUCCUGAUAAUAUUAAAUUAACAUUUGAAAAUAGAAAAAAACGAAUUUUUUGGAAAUAUAAAAAAACUUAUUGUUUUCUAACUUAUUUUCCCUUUUAUGAAUUAUUCCAAGAUUUAUUAAUUUCUAUCAUCAGUAAUUUAGUACUAAAAUUAUUUUCUAGACUUAAUUAAAAUCAAUAGAACUGAUCGGUAUUUAAAGAAAUAUUCAGAAGAAUACGAAGUUCUUAAGGACGUUGAUGGUUAGUAAAUCAUACUUGUAUUUAUUAUUUUUUUUAUUAUUUUAGGAAUUUUAAGAUGAAUUGACUAAAUUCUUAAAUUUAAUUUAAUCAAUCAAACCCAUGUUAGGCCAUCAAUAAUUAGAAGUCUAAACAUUAGCAGGUACACUUAAAUAUAGAAUUCCUAAUCAAUUAUAAUUGGAUAUAGAAUUAAGAUUGUGGAGUGCCAAUGUCACUUUAUAAAUUUUAAAUUUCAAAGAAAUCUUAACUAUAUUCUUGGCAAUGAUUUCUGAAAUCUCAAUUAUUUUUGUUUGUGAAAAAGGCAAUAUCUUAACUUCAAUUAUGUAUUAAAUUUUACAAUGAUUAGCCAUUUUUUUCAUCAUUUAGUUCGUCCAUUAGAAUGGACACAUGGAAUCAUUUAUAAUGUACCUGAAUAAUUAACAACUAUGAUUCAAUCCCCAGUUCCAAUUAUUAUCGGAGUCAAUCUUAUAGAAAGUGAUUUCAAUACAUUGGGUCUUUCUGAGAAUUGUGAAAAUCAUUUGUUUGUAUUUUUGGAUCGCGAUAAAGAAAAUAAAUUUCUUGCCAAACCUCCUAAUCUAAUGAAGGACAUAGCCACUCCUUCAUUUGGGGGUUUAUUACAUUUUAUAGAGGGCAUACUUAAAAAUUAAACUAAUUUACGUAAUCCUAGGUAAAAAUGGAUAAUUUUUAUUAAUUAGUCCAAGCAUUAGACAAGCCUCAAAUAAACAUGAAGAUAAAAAGAUAAUCAAGUUCUAUUUUGAUGAUUAAGAUUAAAGUAAAAGCAAAUAAGUACUUGAAACCUUUAGAAAAAUGAUUAAUGAUUAUAUCAUCUCUAAAUUGCCAUAAUUAAAUGAAGAUGGUGUCAAAGUAAAUAAUUUAACAUUUAAAUUAGGAUGGGGAUGUUGCUAAUUUGAAAUUUAUUGAACAUUACUUAAUCCAAGAUUCUGAUCCAAAGGAUAAAAAGUUCAUUUAAAAUCUAUUUAAGACUUAACAUUUCUAAUAUUUUAUUUAAUAGCAUUAUUGUGAUUAGGUUUGA